AUGAAACAAUUCCAAAUUCUAACAGAAUCAUGUUCAAAACGAAUUAAAAUCAAUUCAAUAUGUCGAAAUAAUUUCGAAGAAAAACGUUCAUUUUUACCUGGAUGGAUUGAAUAUUCACAAGAAAGAUUACAUUCUUCGAUAUCUCAAUCAUUUCAAUAUAGAUCAAGUGAUGAUGGGUAUAUUGAUCAACAAACACGUUUAAUUGAAAUUCAAAUGUCACUUUAUAAUCCAAAUGUUCAGUUAUUUACUUUUGUUACUCUUCAAACAGAAUUUCUUUCAACAGGAAGUAUUCAUUUUCAAUCACGAUUUGAACCAAUGCAUUUCUAUGGUAAAUCUUAA
This is a messenger RNA of Rotaria sp. Silwood2, 339 nucleotides long. The record is from the annotation of a GenBank genome assembly. NCBI's taxonomy places the organism in Eukaryota, Metazoa, Rotifera, Eurotatoria, Philodinida, Philodinidae.